Cinara cedri is the source of this 4598-nucleotide messenger RNA. NCBI's taxonomy places the organism in Eukaryota, Metazoa, Arthropoda, Insecta, Hemiptera, Aphididae. The record is from the annotation of a GenBank genome assembly.
AUUAAUCUAAUAUUUAUAUAAUAAUUAUUAUGACGAUAUAAUUUAUCUUUAUUAAGAUUACAUAGCAAUUACUUUUGAUUACUUAUGAAAAUUAUAUUGAUAACAUUAAAAAAAAACCACAUGAAUUUAAAUUGAAUUUCAAUAUCUUUUUUUUAAUUUUUGAACUUCAGACUAUACAUAAGAAUACUAGAUUUCUAAGUUCUAACAUGUUAGGUUAUAUAGAAUAAUUGAAAUAGUACAAUAUUGUUUUUAAACUAAUAAUUAAAAUAUUGAAUCAUUCAUAUAACUGCAUAUUGUACAAUGAAUGAAAACGAAUUGAAUUUAAAGAAUUCGUUAAAUUCGAUUUCAAUUUCUGAUUCUCGACAUUAUUCAACUUCUUUAAUUGUAAGUUUCAUUUUUGCACUAUUUUAUUUAAUAUAUAUUUAAAUGGAGGUAACUGUGAUCAAACCUUAUAUAACUUGGGGUCAUUUGAAAAUGAUAGCUUUUCAAGAUACAAGUAAGUAUAUACCUAAGUAUUUGAAAUUCCAGAAAAUGUAUUUUAUGUAAAAUAUUUUAUAAUGUUUACAUAUAAACUAUUAUUGAAAGAAUCGGUUUUAUAAAAAUCAUGGAAACAAAUAAGUACCUAUGUACCUACCUAUCUAUAAUUUAUUAUUAAAUAAAUUAUUUUAUCUAUCCAUUAUAUGUAAUCACUACCUAGUAUCUAAUAAUAAUACUUAAAAUUAUACAUUUGUUAAUUUAAUUAUAUGUUUUUAAUUUUUGAUGUAUAGUUUUUCGAUCUUAAAUUCAUAAAAAAUCUUGUUGAAGUUAACAAUAGAAAUUUAAGUUAAAUAUAUUUACUACUCGUCCUAAUAUAACAACCAUCAUUGAAGGUACUUAUAUAGUAUUAAUUUUUAGUUUAAUAAAACAAGAUCUAAUAAUAUUAUAUUAUAAAAUACAAACACACUUGAAUAAGUUGUAUGGUAUUUAUCACUAACUACCUACUUAUAUUAAUUUGUUAUUGGUUCAGUUUAUUUAAAUACCUAUAUCUUAUUAUAAACUAUAAAAUAUUUGUAUUUUAAACCCCUAUGUUAACUGUUUUAUUUAAAAAUGUUUGAUUAGAAUAAAAUAUUUAAUUUAAAUGCAUUUGUUUGUUUUAGGCUGGCGCAAUAGCUGGAACAACAGUUGAUGUAGCAUUGUUUCCUUUGGACACAUUGAAAACUAGGUUACAAAGUCAAUAUGGGUUUAUUAACUCUGGAGGUUUUAGUGGUAUUUAUAAAGGACUAACACCUACUAUUAUUGGUGCUCCUUUUACAGGUAAAAAUAAGGUUAUGGUAUUAUGUAAAAAUCUAAAAAUAGUAUGUUUUAGCGGGAUUAUUUUUUGGAACGUAUGAUGGUUUCAAAAACCUAUUUCCUAAUGUAUCUAAUAAUACUGCUCCAUUAGUUCAUUUAUGUGCUGGAAUUGUUGGUGAAGUGGUAUAUAAUCAAUUUUUUUUUAUAUAAUAUAUGUACACAUUUAAUAUUGCUAUUCAUUGUUAGUAAAUAAUUGUUUAGGUUUGUUGUACAACUAAAGUCCCAGUAGAAAUAGUGAAACAAAGACGUCAAGCGUCGCCGAAUCAAGAAUCUAUUAUAAAAAUUAUGAAAACUGCAUAUAACAAUGAAGGGUUUUUUGGAUUUUAUCGUGGUUAUUGGACUACUGUUAUGCGUGAUGUACCAUUUUCUAUGUUGCAACUUCCAAUAUGGGAAUACUUAAAAAAAGAGUAUAAGAUAUUUACUGGUAAACCUCUUACCCCAUUUGAAGUUGCUGUAUGUGGUUCUAUAUCAGGUUAUUAUUAUUUAACAAUUAUAGUAUUAUAUAAAUUAAUGUAUAAUUAUAUGUAAGAAUAAAUGUAUGUUUAAAAUAUUUCAAAUUUUAUAGGAGGGAUAGCUGCCGCAUUGACUACUCCUAUUGAUGUAACAAAAACUCAAAUUAUGUUAGCUAAUAGUGCCGUUGAUCAAAAUUUCUCAACUGUUUUUAUAAAUAUAUAUAAAACUAAAGGAAUCAUCAAUGGGUAAACAUUUAUUUUUGAAAAAUUAUCUAUAAAAUAUAGUUGUUAAAUAAGAAUUGAAUUCUUAUCAAUGUUAAAAUUUUUGUAACCAAAUAAAAUAAUCCAGUUACAUAGAUUUUAUUAGAUUUGAAGCAUAGCAAAAGAUCUAAUUUAGUUUCUGAGCAGAGCAAGGAAUGUAUUAGUUUUAUGAUGUUAAUUUUUUUUUUAUAUAUAUAUACUGUGUACAAAAAUUCUACCAAAAAUAUUUCUCCAAUAUGUACUUGCAGCACCAUUUUUGAAAGGAAAUCUUGGAAAUCUUAGGGAAAUUAUUUUUUGAUUUUCCAAACAGUUUUCAUUAUAUUUGGAAUUUAGAUACAAAACUUCUGUAUAUGUUUUCUAUACCCGGUAAAAUUUUCAAAAAUUUUUAGCCAUUUUUAAUCUAUUUAUAGACAUUUUAAUUUUGAGAUUUUUACAUAAUUUUUAUUCGGCAGGUACCCUGAGGUAAAAUUGUUAGACUAAACAGAAAUGCUUGAAAAUUUAAUAAGAGAUUCAUUAAAAGUCGUACUUUAUGAUAAAAAAAAAAUGAGCUGAGUAAAGUAUUUUUUUUUUUUUUUAUAAAGGUAUUUUAAUAUUGAUUUUUAACAAAAUUGUUUAAGUAAAAAUGUAUUUAGAACACAUCUAAUAUUUUUAAGUUUUGGUUUUGAAUAUUAGUGCAUUAUCGAUUUAAGAACAAUAAUGAAAUCAGAAUUGAGCGGAGGCUUAGUUUCGAAAUUAUAGCUUUUUGAAGUUCUAAUAUUGUGUGAAUAUUAUACGUGUUAUAUUAAAUAAUGCAAUAUUAUCAAUAUUAUAUUAUGUUUCUUGUAGUCUAGUAGUGGUACGUAUCUGUGGUUAUCCCAAAUAUCAAUUUCAAAACCCAAAUUCCAAAAAAAAAAUUUACCAAUACAGAGAAAAAACAUAUGCCUUUUGGAUGCACUUAGAAACUAAAGCUAUCGCUCACUCGGACUAUUUUAAUCACAAAUUACUCCUCAGUGUGUUGUACAAACUUUUCUACUAGAAAUCAUGCUCCGAUGUAUUAAGUGUACCACCUUUUUUGAAAGGAAAUUUUAUCUACAUUUUAGGGAGUUCAUUUUUUGAUUUUCCAAGUGGUUUUCAUAAUAAUUAGGAAAAACUUGAAUAAAGUGUUUGAAAAACAGGAAAAUUUACAAAAUGUAGGUACUUAUUAAAAAAAAAUAUUACAGCCUUUUUUUUCCUUUGAAUCACUCUUCUACCAGCAAUUUUGAUCCAAUUUAUAAUGAUAGCACUUUUUCUAAAAUGAAUUCUAACUAGAAUGUUACUUUAGGGAGGUCAUUUUUUUAUUUUCCCCAAGAGCUUUCCCGAUAAAUGAAAAAAAAAAUACAUAAUAAUACAUAAUACGGAAAAUAAAUACAAUAUAAACAUUAGAAUAAUUAAAGAAAAUAUAUAUAGCAUAUACCAAACUCUGCUCAGAAUUGGUUUUUAGUAGCAAUGGUUAAUUGUUGUGUAUAGAUAUAUAUAUAUUAAAUUUCCCUCUACCUUCCCAACUUCUCAUCCACAACAGUGGUCCACCCAUGUGCUUAAUAUGUCAAAGUAGUAAGUUAAACGUAAUGUAAGUUUUUUUAAUAGUCAUAUUAAUAUAAUAAUAGAUAAGAUAAUCUUUUUAUGAAUAUCACAAAUCUUACUGCAUUUAAUAACUUCAUUUAAAAUUGCUUACAGAUUAAAAUGAAAUAACUUAAUGUAUACUUUUUUAAUAUAUAUAUUUUAAUUCAAUUUAUUAGGGAUACAACAAAAACUUAAUUUAUAUUUAUAGAAAACUUAUACAAAAUUAAUAUUUUUGUACAUGGUUUAUUUUACAAUUCAGUAAUAUGCCAUUAAACAAUUCCAUCCCUUAAUUGUAUUUGUUUAAAUGAUCGAUUUAUUCUUAACAUAAGAUAAUAUUUACACAAUUUUAUUGUUUCAGAUUGUUUGCCGGUUUUCUACCAAGAGUUAUCUGUAUAAUGCUAGGUGGCGCUUUAUUUUUUGGGGCUUAUGAAAAAACGUGUAGGUAUAUUGAAGAUAAAAAGAAAAAUGUGAUUUAAAUAUAUUAACAUUCAGACAUCAUAUUAUGUUAUUAGUUAUCUAGUGUUUUAUGUUCAAAAAUGUAUUUUAUCAUGAAUUUAAGUAAAUUAAAUUAAGUAAACUUUAAAAAAAAAAAAAUAUAUUUUUAUUAAAGGAAGUAAAAACACCUUAUUAUAAAAAAUUAAAAAACUGGCAGUCUUCAAAUAAUUUAGUUUUUGCUAAGUUUUGACAUAACAUAGAAAUUGGUUUUAAUGAUAUUCAAAAUACCAAGAGCAACAAGAGCAGGAACCCGUGCCUUGACUUAAACUUAUUAGAGUUUGUGCAGAACUCAUACAAGCGGCACCACGCUACUGUCCGGACAGUUUGAGUAGGGGAAACAGUACCUCAAGCCGUUGAAUGUUGUGUCGCCGUCAGAUGCAUGCGCAAAACGACUUCUUUCAUUUGUGGACUGCAGUACAGUAAAACUAUUGGUGUUAGGUCAUUAAAUCUGGUUUGUCAUUACUAGUUUCUAUAAACAAUUUC